UUCUUGAAUCGACUGGAUGACCUUGAGGCGUCCAAACACACACGUCCUUCAGAUUUACCCUUGAUAGCUACUGUGGGGUGGUUUUUAUCUUCAGAAUGUCAGAUCCGUUCUAUGUUGAAGGGGAUCUGGAAGAUUUUGAAGAAGAUGAUCCUGAACGUCAGUUUUAUGGAGAUGAACAAAGUAAUGAAGACGAUGAAAUCACGCCAGAUAUGUGGCAGGAAGCUUGUUGGAUUGUUAUAAGCAGCUAUUUUGACGAAAAGGGCUUAGUCAGACAACAGUUGGAUUCUUUUGAUGAAUUCAUCCAAACAUCGAUUCAGAAAAUUGUUGAAGAUUCUCCCAUUAUCGAGUUACAGGCAGAAGCUCAGCAUAGUGGUGGAAUUUUAGAAAAUCCCGUUCAAUAUCGUCUAAAAUUCGAACAAAUCUAUUUGAGUAAAGCUACUCAUUGGGAAAAAGAUGGCUCCUCCGUGCCAAUGACACCUAAUGAUGCAAGACUACGAAACCUGACUUAUGCGGCACCGCUUUACGUCGAUGUAAUGAAGAAAAUAGUUCGUGAUGAAAUUGAAGAGGAAAAGCCAUUAGAAAAGAAGUUUAUAGGCAAAAUUCCGAUUAUGUUGAGGUAAAAUAUCCUUCUAUAAAUAAAUGGCAUACCUUUUCUAAUUCACAUAUUUUUUAAGAUCUACAUAUUGUCUUUUAUCAUUGAUGAGUGAUCGUGAUCUUGCUGAAUUAAAUGAAUGUCCUCUAGAUCCUGGGGGAUAUUUCAUCAUUAAUGGAUCUGAGAAAGUUUUGAUAGCACAGGAAAAAAUGGCUACAAAUACAGGUUUGUUUUACUGUUAUCCGAUUACCUAAAACGUGGAAUUUUUAUUUUAGUGUAUGUUUUUAAACAAAAGGAUAGUAAAUACGCUUACAAGACAGAAAUUCGAUCAUGUCUUGAGCAUAGUUCCCGGCCAGCUAGUACAUUAUGGAUUAAUAUGAUGGCACGUGGUGGUAAAGAUGGCAGUAAACGAGCUACUAUUGGUCAAAGAAUUGUGGCUAUUUUACCAUAUAUAAAACAAGAGAUUCCAGUGUUAAUUGUAUUUCGUGCAUUAGGUUUUGUCGCUGAUCGUGAUAUAUUAGAACAUAUUAUUUAUGAUUUUGAUGAUACAGAAAUGCGUGAAAUGAUUAAACCUUCUUUAGAUGAUGCAUUUGUAAUUCAGGAACAAAAAGUUGCACUUAAUUUCAUUGGUUCUCGUGGUGCACGACCUGGUGUAACGAAAGAAAAGCGUAUAAAAUAUGCUAAAGAAAUUCUUCAAAAAGAAACUUUACCACAUGUUGGAGUAUCAGAUUUUUGUGAAACACGUAAAGCUUAUUUUUUAGGCUAUAUGGUUCAUCGUUUAUUAUUGGCUGCAUUAAAACGUCGUGAUGUUGAUGAUCGUGAUCAUUAUGGAAAUAAACGAUUAGAUUUAGCUGGUCCACUUCUUGCAUUUUUAUUUCGUGGAUUAUUUAGAAAUCUUACUAAAGAAAUUCGUUUAUAUGCUCAAAAAUUUAUAGAUAAGGGCAAAGAUUUUAAUUUAGAAUUGGCAAUUCGUAGUCAAAUUAUUACAGAUGGUUUAAAAUAUUCACUUGCUACUGGUAAUUGGGGUGAUCAGAAAAAAGCAAAUCAAGCACGUCCAGGUGUUUCACAGGUGCUUAAUCGUUUAACAUUUGCAUCUACUUUAUCACAUUUAAGACGACUUAAUUCACCUAUUGGAAGAGAUGGAAAAUUGGCAAGACCUAGACAGUUGCAUAACACUUUAUGGGGUAUGAUUUGUCCAGCUGAAACACCUGAAGGUCAUGCUGUGGGAUUGGUGAAAAAUCUUGCCUUGAUGGCAUAUAUUUCAGUUGGAAGUCAACCAUCACCUAUUUUAGAAUUUUUAGAGGAAUGGAGUAUGGAGAAUUUGGAAGAAAUCGCUCCUUCGGCUAUUGGAAAGACUUGUAAAAUAUUUGUCAACGGUUGUUGGGUUGGUAUCCAUAGUUCACCAGAUCAUUUAAUGGGUACUCUACGAAAACUACGCCGUCAAGUUGAUGUCAUUGUUAGUGAAGUCAGUAUGAUUCGGGAUUAUCGUGAUCAAGAGAUACGAAUCUAUACAGAUGCUGGUCGUAUUUGUCGUCCAUUAGUUAUUGUUGAAAAAGGCAAAUUACUAUUGAAACGUAGUCACAUUGAACUUUUAAAAGAUAAAGCGUAUAAUCGUUACAGCUGGCAAGAUCUUGUACUCAGUGGUGUAGUUGAAUAUAUUGAUACAUUAGAAGAAGAAACUGUUAUGAUUGCUAUGGGUCCAGCAGAAAUGCAAGCUGCUGUAAAUUAUUGUAAAACACAUACACAUUGUGAAAUUCAUCCAAGUAUGAUAUUAGGUAUAUGUGCUAGUAUUAUACCAUUCCCUGAUCAUAAUCAAUCACCAAGAAAUACAUAUCAAAGUGCUAUGGGUAAACAAGCUAUGGGUGUGUAUAUUAGUAAUUUUCAUACAAGAAUGGAUACAUUAGCUAAUGUAUUAUAUUAUCCACAAAAACCAUUAGUUGCUACACGAUCUAUGGAGUAUUUACGUUUUAGAGAACUUCCAGCAGGUAUCAAUGCAAUUGUUGCAAUUGCAACAUAUACCGGUUAUAAUCAAGAAGAUUCUGUGAUUAUCAAUGAAAGUGCUAUACAACGUGGUUUCUUUCGAUCAGAAUUUUAUCGUACUUAUAAAGAUCAAGAAACACGACAUGGUAUGGAUUUAGAAGAAGUAUUUGAAAAACCAAAUCCACAAAAUUGUCAAGGAAUGCGUCAUGCUAUCUAUGAUAAAUUAGAUGAUGAUGGAUUGAUUGCACCUGGUACUAGAGUUUCUGGUGAUGAUGUAUUGAUUGGCAAAACAAUUACUUUACCAGAGAAUGAAGAUGAGAUGGAAGGUGGACAACGACGAUAUACUAAACGUGAUGCUAGUGUAUUUAUGCGUCGUAGUGAAUAUGGUAUAGUUGAUCAAGUUAUGGUCACAUGGAAUAAUGAAGGCAAUAAAUUUUGUAAAGUACGUGUACGUACUACAAAAGCACCGCAAGUUGGUGAUAAAUUCGCUAGUCGACACGGACAGAAAGGUACUUGUGGAAUUCGUUAUCGUCAAGAAGAUAUGCCAUUCACAUGUGAAGGAAUUACACCAGAUAUUAUUAUUAAUCCACACGCUAUUCCUAGUCGUAUGACUAUUGGACAUUUAAUUGAAUGUUUACAAGGUAAAGUUAGUGCAAAUAAAGGUGAAAUUGGUGAUGCUACACCAUUUAAUGAUGCUGUAAAUGUACGUAAAAUUUCAUUACUUUUACAAGAGUAUGGUUAUCAACAUACCGGUAAUGAAAUUAUGUAUAAUGGAUUUACUGGAAGAAAAUUAAAUUCACAAAUUUUCUUAGGACCAACUUAUUAUCAACGUUUAAAACAUAUGGUUGAUGAUAAAAUUCAUAGUCGUUCUCGUGGUCCUGUUCAAAUACUUAAUCGUCAACCUAUGGAAGGUCGUAGUCGUGAUGGUGGUCUACGUUUUGGUGAAAUGGAACGUGAUUGUCAAAUAGCACAUGGUGCAGCACAAUUUCUACGUGAACGUUUAUUUUUUGCUAGUGAUCCAUAUCAAGUGUAUGUUUGUAAUUUAUGCGGUCUUAUAGCAAUUGCUCAUCAACGUAAUAAAACUUAUGAAUGUAGAAGCUGUAAAAAUACAACUCAGAUUUCUUUAGUGAAAUUACCCUAUGCCUGUAAAUUAUUAUUCCAAGAAUUAAUGUCAAUGUCAAUUGCACCGAGGAUGAUGAUCAAUAGUCCUGCGGCUUAAUGAUAAACAAAAAAAAAGAAUCAUGUGAAGAAGGAAAGAAGAGAUGAAUUACUCUAUCUGUCCAUGAAUUUCAGGCUUUAUCAUCAUCGUCAUCAUCAUUCACAUUGUAUUGAGACUUGUUUUGCUUUUUUUUUCCUGUUUCUUUGUACAUACAACUUUUUUGCAUUAUC
This is a messenger RNA of Schistosoma bovis, 3961 nucleotides long. The record is from the annotation of a GenBank genome assembly. NCBI's taxonomy places the organism in Eukaryota, Metazoa, Platyhelminthes, Trematoda, Strigeidida, Schistosomatidae.